CAUGCGCAAUGAUGAUAAAAAUGAAAACAUGGCCGCGGAAGUGACACCCAAGAAACCUCCCGAUUGGAAAAAUUUAACAGACACAGUUCAGGACGCCGAAUCUUUGCGACAAGAGUCAAUUAAUGCACAUCAUGAUCAUCUGAUUACAGAAAUAGAGACUUCAGAUGGUCCACUUGGCACAUCGCUGAGAGCUGUGUAUGAGGGGGAUGAAUUAGAGAAAUUUAAAGACAGUCUAAAUGAGCACAUAAAGAAUCAUGACAAGGAGAUUGAGCGAAUGUGUAACUACCAUUACCAGGGGUUUAUUGACUCAAUUCGUGAACUCCUGAAAGUCAGCUGUGAUGCUGCACAGCUCAAGGAGGAAAUUUCUGAUGUGAACAGUUCACUGCAAGACUCUUGUAAGCCAUUGUUAACAAAAGGGGAGGAGCUAGUCAAAAGUAGGCGUGUCCAGAGAAACAUAGCAUCAGCUGUUGAAAACUUAACUUUGUGUUUACCAGUGUUAGAAAUGUAUGGCAAACUACAAGAACAAAUGUCAACAAAGAGAUAUUACCCAGCAUUGAAGACACUAGAGCAGCUUGAGCACACCUAUCUCCCGCGUGUGGAAACUCACUGGUUCUCGCAGACAAUGAAGGAAGCCAUUCCCAAACUCCGGGAACAAAUAAAAGAUGCUAGUAUGUCAGAUCUCAAGGACUUUUUGGAAAACAUCAGAAAACACUCAGCAAAAAUUGGAGAAGUAGCAAUGAAGCAUGCUGCUGAACAGAAUAAUAUGGAUCCAGCCAUAGUACAGUCCAAUAAGAAAGUGAAAACAAAGAGGGCACCUAAACCUCCCAACCCGUUUACUGGGGAGAUUGAGAAAGAGGAGGAGGAUCAAUCUAAGGGUGUUAUUGCUGACCCCAGCGGGGAUGAUAUGGGGGAGCUGAGUGCACAAGAUCUGAUAGACUUUUCUCCUGUGUAUAGAUGUCUUCAUAUCUACACUGUAUUGGGAGACAAAGAGAAAUUUGAAACUUACUACAGAAAACAAAGACGAAAACAAGCUAGACUUUCUCUCCAACCCCCAUCUAAUAUGCAUGAAUCCAUUGAAAACUUCAAGAGAUAUUUCCAUGAUAUUGUUGGGUUCUUUGUGGUAGAGGAUCACAUUCUGAGUACCACUCAGGGACUCGUAAAUCGAGCCUACAUGGAUGAGCUCUGGGAAAUGUCAGUCUCCAAACUCGCUGCUUCUCUCAGAACAAGUGCUGCCUCCUGUAAGGAUUCGGAGAUGAUGCUAGAUAUUAAGAAGCUGAUUGUACUGUUCUGUCAUACCCUGAGGGGGUAUGGUUUUAGUGUAGGACAUCUAUUAGAGUUGCUGUUAGAGAUGAGAGACCAAUAUAGUGAUAUUCUGACCAGACAGUGGGUAGACAUCUUCAAUGAGAUCUUCAAUGAGGAUAACUACACUCCUAUCUAUGUAGAGUCAGUAGAGGAGUAUACAGCUAUUGUCACACAGUUUCCAUUCCAAGAUGAAGAGCUUGAACAGGAAUCAUUCCCAAAAAGAUUUCCCUUUUCCCUUUUUGUGCCAAAUAUCUACACACAAGUCAAAGCAUACAUCAAUGCUUGCCUCAAAUUCUCUGCUGAUUUACACUUAAGCCAUACAGAAAUAGAUGAUAUGAUUCGGAAAUCAACAAACCUGUUACUGACCAGAACACUGGGUAGUUGUUUGUCUUCGUUAAUCAAGAGGCGGGACUUAACGUUACUACAGUUGAUACAAAUUGCCAUAAAUAUGAAUUACUUGGAGAAAUCUUGCAGCUACCUAGAAGAAUAUAUUUCUACCAUAACGGGAGCCCAGAGUGAUAGUGUACACAUGGCAAGGCUCCAUGGAACCUCAAUGUUUAAGGAUUCCAGAAGUGAUGCGGAGGAGCACAUAUACAACAAACUUAAUUUAAAGAUUAGUGAAUUCAUAGAACUAGCUAACUAUGACUGGUUGCUGCCCGAGUCUAAGGGACACGCUAGCGGUUAUAUCACAGAUCUGGUGGCUUUCCUUCAGAGUACCUUCAUGUCUUUCACAAACCUUCCAGAAAAGGUCGCCAAAACUUCUUGUAUGUCUGCAUGUAAACAUGUGGCUACAUCCCUAAUGGAGUUUAUAAUGGAUAACAACGUCAAACAUGUGACUAUGGGAGCACUGCAGCAGUUCAACCUUGACCUUAUUCAGUGUGAACAAUUUGCAGCUUCUGCUCCAGUACCUGGUACAAGAGAUGGGACGUUACUCAUGGCGUUUGCUGAUCUUAGGCAACUUUUGGACCUCUUCCUGAACUGGGACUGGUCCAUUUACCUGGCAGAUUAUGGUCAGCCUACAUCCAAAUAUAUCCGGGUGAAACCUAGUGAUGCCAUUAGUUUGUUAGAAAAGCUGAGUAAUACCGACAAUAAGAAAAAGAACUUGUUUACGUCUUUGAAAAAGAAUGAAAGAGACAAGAAAAAAUUGAUAGAUACUGUCUUAAAGCAACUUCGUGGGUUAGUGAAUGGAACUCCUUCCAUAUGAAUUUUGAAAGCAACACUGGAAGAACAGUAUUACCUAGGAGAUCAAACUUCUGAAGAUUUGAAAUUUCUGGAAUGCAGUCAUUGGCUAUAUCAACUCAAAGGAUUUUUUUAUAUCAGUGUGUCCACAUGAAAAUAAGUUCAACAGGAUUUUUAUUCUUGUUCAUUUUUUAAAGUCACUGAUCAAUUGAAUGAAAUAUGUUUUUGAUAAUACUUGUGUGAAUUGAUGCUAAUUAAUGUAAUUUUUAAUGUAUAACUACCAAUAUGAGAUGUUAAGUUUGAAGCUACCAAAUAUUCCACGAUACUGAAUAUUUUGUACAUCAAUAUCAAUAGAUAUAUGCACGUUUUCCGUACCAAUUGUAACCUCUGAGGUUAUUCCUUGUAUUAUUUUAAUACAGACUGCUGUUUUUUGGCGGUCAUUUAACAUUAGUGUUAAGAGUUGAUUUGUCGCAUCUAGAAAUUGCACCCUUUUUAUAGUUGUAUGAUGUAGGUAAUAAUUUUAACUAAAAGCAAACAUUUAAAACAUGAAUGAUGCAAUUUAUUUUCUACAUAUAAAAAUUAUCCCAUCUCACACCAACACAUAGUUCUUUUGAACAGUCUUUUUUACUCAAUAACCAUUAAUUCCAGUAUUUAUAAUUUUGGUUGUUAAAGAUCAAUUCUCAUUAAUGUCACACACAUAAAGAGACAUUUAUCACAGUUUGAAUGAGUGAUCUGAUUGUCAUUUGUGUAGAUAUAUAUCACUUGUAAAACUUAAUGCUUGCACAUACUGCAGCAUUUACAUUGUUUAUCAUGUACCAAACAAGUCACAAACUCAUUGUCACUUCAGCUGCUGCAUAUGAUAGUCUUGAUCAUUAAAUGGACUUGAUGCAGCUUCAAUUUUAACAGAUGCUUCCAUUGUCACUCACAUGUAUAUGUAAAACACAAGGGGUGCUUCUUUCAAGAUUUAUUUUGAGCAUCACAUGUAAUAGCCACCAGUACAGCCACAGUAAGGUUUGGGUAAUCCUUUGUACAAAUCUUAUUUAUUGGUAAUACCUAUAUAAUAUAAAGCUACUACCAUAUUUUGGCUUGAGGGGUUAAACAUAGUAUCCAAAUAUACUACAACAGAUAUACUGUGCCAGUAGUUAGCAUCAGUUUGAAGACAUCUUGUUUGUAUUUAGAUGGUGGUAAGCCACUUUGUGUGAUUUAUCAUUUUUGCAAAAAAAGAAGUUAGUUGCAAGUGUUAUGAAUUCUAAGUGCAAGGGCUAGGGAGGGUUUCAAUAUUUAUUAAUCAAUGUGCAAUAUAACAAGUGAUCCCAAUUACAUCACUUUUAUCAUAUGUAUUUCUUUGUUGAUUUUAUUUCCUUGUGCUUGAAAAUUUGGAAAUAAAAGUUAAAUUAUU
Molecule: messenger RNA, 3880 nt
Organism: Saccostrea cuccullata (small rock oyster)
Lineage: Eukaryota; Metazoa; Mollusca; Bivalvia; Ostreida; Ostreidae
Product: exocyst complex component 6B-like
Exons: 23
Coding region: 2-2506 (834 amino acids)
Biological process (GO): intracellular protein transport; exocytosis; Golgi to plasma membrane transport
Cellular component (GO): membrane; exocyst
Source: RefSeq, a predicted model, not a curated record